AUGUUGAGGACUCAGCGCGAGAAAAUGCAAGUCUGUGUUGAAUCAACUUUAAUCUUCCUCGAUAAUGCUUGGCGACAGUCCCACCCAAGAAAUCGGAUGGCCAAAGUGGCUUUUCUUGUGACUGCCUGGCUCCUGGUGAUGAUCGCCCUAUUCCACCAAUUCUUCGAUCAACACUCCGAUCUCACCUCACAGUCAACUAUCCAAGAUACCAAAAUCCCGGGGCCAAUCAACAAAUAUGGACACUCUCCCUUUCCUAGGAAGAUAUGGCAGAUUUAUCUCACGCCGCCAAAUGCGAACAAGAGUACCUUUCAUGUCGACCCGGGAAAUAUUGCCGAUGCUGUCUCGUGGCUAGCACACAACCCGGACUACGAAUACACUUUGGUCGGAGAGGAGGGAGCUGAAACGAUUGUGCGUUAUCGUUUCAAAGAACAACCCGUCUUACUCGGGAUCUUCAAUGGACUCCGAAAUACCGGGAUGAAAUCCGAUCUGUUAAGAUACCUCAUUCUAUCAACAGAAGGAGGUAUCUAUUCAGAUAUCGACACGGAAAAUCUUAAGCCGAUCGACAAAUGGGUCCCUGAAAGGUACCAGAAAGAAGUUCGGGUCGUGGUGGGAGUUGAGUUCGACCGUCUCAAUGGAAAUAACUGGGCCGAGGUGCAUCCUGACCUGCAGUUCUGUCAAUGGACUAUUGCCACAACCCCUGGACACCCUCUCUUCACUUAUAUGAUAGAAUGGGUUGUCUCUGCGCUGGAAGAGUUCCGGCUGGCUAGCAACACGACAUACUCUAAGCUCAGCCCUUCUUCAUCUGAAGUCAUGAAAUUGACUGGUCCUUCUGCUUGGACCGAUGCUGUAUUCCGACAUCUGCAGUCUUAUGAUUCGGAACUUGUCUCGUUGAGGAAUCUCAGCGGGCUAACUGAGCCAAAGCUCAUUGGAGAUAUCUUGAUUCUGCCUAUUGAUGGGUUUGGAGUGGGACAGGGUCAUUCAAAUAGUACGCAUGAUGGGACCAUUCCGGAAGACGCCUUGGUCAGGCAUAAAUUCCGGGGCUCUUGGAGACAUGAAGACAAGAUAUGA
Molecule: messenger RNA, 1068 nt
Organism: Penicillium argentinense
Lineage: Eukaryota; Fungi; Ascomycota; Eurotiomycetes; Eurotiales; Aspergillaceae
Product: glycosyltransferase family 32 protein
Exons: 1
Coding region: 1-1068 (355 amino acids)
Biological process (GO): protein N-linked glycosylation
Cellular component (GO): mannan polymerase complex
Molecular function (GO): alpha-1,6-mannosyltransferase activity
Source: RefSeq, a predicted model, not a curated record